AUGAGGGAUAGGAUAUUAGAAUCCCAGCACCUCGGCCUCGGCUUGGCGGCCGCGGCGGCAGCGGUAGCGGCGGCAACGGCCUACCUCCUCCUCACCUCCCCCCAUACAGCCUCUCCCGUGUCACCAUUCGCCGCUGCCGCCGUUGCCGCCCCGCGCCCGGCCAACGACCGCCGCAAGACGGCACCGUCGCCGAAAUGGACCGUCCUGCCCACCCUCUCGACGCUCGCCCGCGACGAGCUGCCGUACCCGCCCGACGCGCUGCCGGGGGCCCGGGACGUCGCCACGGCCUACGGGAACCUGCGCAUCUACGAGUUCGGACCCGAGGACGCUGAGGAGAGGGUCCUGCUGCUGCACGGCAUCGGCACGCCGUGCCUCGCGCUGGGGGGCGUCGCCGAGGAGUUUAUCGAGAGGGGGUGGAGGGUCAUGACUUUUGACUUCUUCGGCCGCGGCUACUCGGACGCGCCCCUCGACAUCCCCCACGACGCCCGCCUCUACACAACCCAGGUUCUCCUCGCCUUGGCCUCCUCUGCCCUGCCGGGCUGGACCGGCAACGACGCCUUCCACCUGCUGGGCUACUCCCUCGGCGGUGCCAUCGCCGCCGCCUUCGCCUCGUCGCACCCGCACCUUGUCAAGUCCCUCACCCUCGUCGCCCCCGGCGGGCUCGUCCGCUCCGCCGCCCACGUCGGGUGGCGGAGCCGCCUGCUGUACAGCGCCGCCUGGAUCCCCGAGCCCGUGCGCCGGUGGCUCGUCGCGCGGAGGAUCACGCCCGCAGACCCCGGGACCGGGGGGGACGUCCCCGAAAAGGAGACCGUCGAUGACGACAACAACGACAUGGCGGCGGAGUGGGACGACCUGAGGCUCGUGGGUGGGAGACGCAUCGGCGACGUCGUGCGGUGGCAGGCGCAGACGCACCCGGGGUACGUGAAAAGCUACAUGAGCACGAUCCGGCACGCACCUCUCUAUGACCGCGGGGGCGAGGAGUGGAGGGACCUCGCGGAGGCGCUCCAGGCGCGGAGGAGCGGCGCGGAGCCCGGGCUGAGGAAGGGGCGGGUGCUGUUCGUUCUCGGGGACAGGGACGAUAUCGUGGUGCCGGGCGAGACGGUGUGGGAUGCCGAGGCGGUGCUCGGGGAGGACGCCGUCGAGGUCGUGGUCCUCAAGGGCGGGCAUGAGAUCGCCAUCACCAAGGGGCGGGACAUUGUCGGGGCUGUUGUCUCUGCAUGGCAGAGAUAG
Colletotrichum higginsianum IMI 349063 is the source of this 1230-nucleotide messenger RNA. Its product is annotated as Alpha beta hydrolase family. The transcript has 2 exons. Lineage: Eukaryota; Fungi; Ascomycota; Sordariomycetes; Glomerellales; Glomerellaceae. The record is from RefSeq and is a predicted model, not a curated record. Bases 1 to 1230 code for a protein of 409 amino acids.